Hirundo rustica (Barn swallow) is the source of this 1411-nucleotide messenger RNA. It is a transcript of the gene YKT6, whose product is annotated as YKT6 v-SNARE homolog. The transcript is spliced from 8 exons. Gene Ontology annotation, cellular component: Golgi apparatus. Gene Ontology annotation, molecular function: SNAP receptor activity. NCBI's taxonomy places the organism in Eukaryota, Metazoa, Chordata, Aves, Passeriformes, Hirundinidae. Gene Ontology annotation, biological process: endoplasmic reticulum to Golgi vesicle-mediated transport. Bases 108 to 704 code for a protein of 198 amino acids. The record is from RefSeq and is a predicted model, not a curated record.
GGGGCACUUCCGGCCGCCGUGUUCCACUUCCGGGUCGCGCCCAUCGCCCCGUCGGCCGCCUGCUGCUUUGAGCUGCCACCGCAGCCUCGGCCCACGGAGCCACCGCGAUGAGGCUCUACAGCCUAAGUGUCCUUUACAAAGGUGACCCCAAAGUGCAUUUGCUCAAAGCUGCCUAUGAUGUGUCCACCUUCAACUUCUUUCAGAGAUCCAGCGUGCAGGAGUUCAUGACAUUCACGAGCCAGCUGAUCGCGGAGCGCUCGCCGCUGGGCAGCCGGGCCUCCAUCAAGGAGCAAGAUUAUCUGUGCCACGUGUAUGUCCGGAACGAUGGGCUGGCCGGAGUGGUGAUUGCAGACAAUGAAUAUCCACAGCGGGUUUGUUUCACCUUGCUGGACAAGGUGCUGGAUGAGUUCUCCAGGCAGGUCAGCAAGAUGGACUGGCUCUCAGGGUCUCCUGCCACCAUCAGCUACUCUGCCUUGGAUGGAUACCUCAGCAAAUACCAGAACCCCCGGGAUGCUGAUCCAAUGACACGAGUGCAGGCAGAGCUGGACGAGACCAAAAUCAUCCUGCACAACACUAUGGAAUCGCUGCUGGAGCGUGGGGAGAAGCUGGAUGACCUGGUCUCCAAAUCGGAGGUGCUGGGGGCACAAUCCAAAGCCUUCUACAAAACGGCCCGAAAGCAGAAUUCCUGCUGUGAAAUCAUGUGACGUGGAGCCCAGGGUCUCCACCUCCAGACCACCAGCCCUCCACCCCCCUCCAGAGCCACCCCAGGGAUGUUCCUGGGGCUGGGCCAGGGGUCCUCAGACCCCUGGGCUGAUGUGACUUGUCCAUCUUAAGGGGACACCAAGGCUGGCACUGGGCUGGCAUCCAUGGGGGGAUGUCCACACUGAAGACCCCCCUUGCUGUUCCUGGGACAGCUUGGACCAGGGGGUACCUGGCCACACACUCCCCUGCCUUCACACCCCCCAGGGGUGGAGCCUCCCACUGCUGUCUGGGUGGCUGGGGGGGCACGCAGAGCCCCCUGCUGCCAUCCCAGGAGCUGGGGGGCUUUUAUGUAUUCGUGUCCUAAGGGUGAGCUGGGGGGGUGGGAGAAGGGGGGAAGGGAAAAAGAAGAGGUGUCUUGGGUGGAGGGUGCUCACUGCCUCCCUGAGCAGCUUUUCCCCAUGGUGCUGAGCCUGGAGCUGUGUCCUGGUGCUGGGGAAGUGGGGGAGCUCACCAGCCUGCCCUGCCCCUCCUCCCACCGGCCAGGGUGGGGGGACUCAGCACCUGCCAGGGUCCAGCAGCCCUCACUGCCUCCUCUUCCUCCUCCUUGGGAAGUGAAAAGUUUGGCUUGGGCUGUACCUUGCAGUGCUCUGGUUGUUUCCAUGCCCUGGCUGCACUGGCCAGGGGGAUAAAGUCGUCUUUGGCAGUUGAA